Messenger RNA from Girardinichthys multiradiatus, 2260 nucleotides. It is a transcript of the gene pcyt2, whose product is annotated as phosphate cytidylyltransferase 2, ethanolamine. The transcript is spliced from 12 exons. Lineage: Eukaryota; Metazoa; Chordata; Actinopteri; Cyprinodontiformes; Goodeidae. Gene Ontology annotation, cellular component: cytoplasm. The coding region runs from base 154 to 1365 and encodes 403 amino acids. Gene Ontology annotation, biological process: phosphatidylethanolamine biosynthetic process. The record is from RefSeq and is a predicted model, not a curated record. Gene Ontology annotation, molecular function: ethanolamine-phosphate cytidylyltransferase activity.
GUGACGCAAUCGGAGGCGUUGGCCGCUGUUCAGUGACAUUCAGUCCGAUCACCAGGAGCCGAGUCGACCUGUUGAAGACUUGUUUUUAAUUCUUUCAGCACAGAUUCAGCGGCUCUGAGACGUUGACUCGUCCUCUCUGUAAACCCAGUGGAGAUGAUCAAAAACGGACACCACGUUACCGAGGACCAGGGCGAAGACGCCGGCUGCAGGAAACCGGGUGCCUCCGCCUGUAGCCCGGAGAAGAGGAAGAAGGUUGUCCGGCUGUGGUGCGAUGGAUGCUACGACAUGGUGCACUAUGGUCACUCCAACCAGCUGCGGCAGGCUAAAUCUAUGGGAGAUUACCUCAUUGUGGGGGUGCACACAGACGAGGAGAUUUCCAAACACAAAGGUCCUCCAGUUUUUACGCAGGAAGAACGCUACAAGAUGGUGCGAGCAAUCAAGUGGGUGGAUGAGAUAGUUGAGGGAGCACCUUACGUCACCACCCUGGAAACUCUGGAUAAAUACAAUUGUGACUUCUGUGUGCAUGGAGAUGACAUCACACUAACAGUCGACGGUAAGGACACUUAUGCAGAGGUGAAGCGUGCUGGGCGAUACCGAGAGUGCAAGCGGACGCAGGGUGUUUCCACCACCGACCUGGUGGGACGAAUGCUUCUAAUGACCAAAGCCCACCACAGCAACAUGGAUAACACUAAUUACCAACAGCACACUGACAACUUUGGAAGGGGUGCUACAGUCCACAGUCCCUGGACAGGGGUGUCUCAGUUCCUACAAACGUCCCAGAAGAUCAUCCAGUUCGCUUCAGGAAAGGAGCCUCAGCCUGGAGACACCAUCAUUUAUGUGGCGGGAGCAUUUGAUCUUUUCCACAUCGGCCAUGUUGACUUCCUGGAGAUGGUUUAUAAGCAGGCAGAUAAGCCCUAUGUUAUUGUUGGACUGCACUUUGAUCAGGAAGUGAAUCGCUACAAGAGGAAGAACUACCCGAUCAUGAACAUCCAUGAAAGAACCCUGAGCGUCCUCGCCUGUCGGUAUGUGUCAGAGGUGGUGAUUGGUGCUCCUUAUGCAGUGGGCAAGGACCUGCUGGAUCAUUUUAAGGUGGAUUUGGUGUGUCACGGCAAAACAGAGGUGUUCCCAGAUAAGGACGGUGCGGACCCAUACGCUGAACCUCGGAGGAGGGGAAUAUUCAGGACCAUUGACAGUGGGAACAAUCUCACCACUGAUGACAUCGUCCAAAGGAUAAUUGAAAACAGGCUCCAGUUUGAAGCCAGGAACCAGAAAAAGGAAGCUAAAGAGAUGGCAGUGAUCGAAGCCAUGAAGAGGAGAGAACACCAGCAGCAGGAGGUGCUGCAAGAUGAAGCUACAGCCCAUUAAUGCGCCUGGACCGUUUUUAAUUUGGUUUAUUUGUCCUGGUACACUCAGGUUUAAAAAAAAGACAACCCGGCAGAGCCUGACCGAGAGUCCAUGUUGUCCUCAGCCAAAUCUGUCCAGUUUGUUUCUGUUCAGAUCCGGUUCACGCUCUGAGUCUUCAAGCAAAGAAAAAUCAUCUUAAUACCUUUAUUUCUCUAUUUCCUCCGAAGAAAACUUUACUUUGCUCUCUGUUAGGUUUAGUUUUUCUCAUUUGAGCCACACACUACAUGAGAAAGAUGUUGAGUCUGGGAUUUUAUUCAUAACUUAUUGACUGAGUGUUAAUGUCAGACUUUUAAACAAAGGAGUUUUAAUGUGUCAUCAGUUAUGUUUAACCUGCUGUAUUUUAACAACCUUUAAGUUCUGGUUCUAACUUUGUUUUUGUCCUCAUUGUAUAAAAGAAGGCAUAACUUUGAUAAAAUAAUAGUCUGUAGAUUUAAUCUGUGGAUUUUAACCACCUGAAUUUGCACCUAGUGUGAAUGUGAGUCAGUGAGCGCGUGCAGACAGAGGUGAAUAGAUGAGUGUGUUUUUAAAGGAACGUAGUGCCUCAAUCCUGAAGCUAUAAAUUAUUCUAAGGGCUGUUCGUUCAAACCGCUUCUGUCUCUGCAGUUGUCAUAUUAAAUUAAUGAAGUUUCCUCCGUUUUUAUGAGACAAUCCAAAACAAGAGAGGAUUUUCAUGUUUAUACCCAUCUAUUUUUAUAGAGUUCUGUUAAUGUGAUCAGUCAACGUUAAAUGGUCUCAAAGUGUUAAGAUCUAAACUUAAAAACUAUGGAUACCUUAAUUGUGGUGCUUUUCUCCGCCUCUAACUAUUUUUUCUGUGUGUGCGUUUCACUUUGUGAAAUAAAUGGGUAAUCUAUGAAAA